Molecule: messenger RNA, 4219 nt
Organism: Brassica rapa (field mustard)
Lineage: Eukaryota; Viridiplantae; Streptophyta; Magnoliopsida; Brassicales; Brassicaceae
Source: RefSeq, a predicted model, not a curated record
UAAAACGGAAUAGAAUAAUAUUAUUUAGGUUAAUCGACAUAAGGAUUGGUCCGUGGCCAAGGCUUUUAAGAGAUUGAUCCUUAGCAACGUGUCAACUCCUGAGUGGGACGGGGUCGGUUUGAUUUUCGGUUUGGUUUAAAAAAAAAGUUCAUUCUCGACGGACACCGAAAAAAAAAAAGGAGAGCUCGAGGGAAGGCGAUAUUUGCCGUUUGAAAUCGAUCGUCUUCACGAAGGUAAAUCGAAGCGUUAACCUGUAUUUUUGAUCUUUUUAGCUUAGUUUUCAUGUAGAUUCGUCUUAUUUUAGUGGUUCGGGGAUGCGUUUGAAUCGAUUUGGGUUUCGAUUGAAAUUAGGGUUUUAAAAAAAUUUGGGGUUUAAUCGAUUUGGGGUUUAUAUCCAGUAUGGGGGUUUGUAUAAAGAGUUUUGACAUGAUUUCGGUUUCAAUCUGAAGCGGAUUUGUAUCUUAUUUCUUAAACGGUUUCGAAAUGAAAUAUGUUUUCAACUGAAGAGGAUUUUAUCUUUUUUCUCGAACCAGGUUUCUCAACCUUUUAGGUUUCAAACUAAGAGAAAACAAAAUAGGGUGAGAUUAAUGAGAGUGUGUCUGCCAAAAGUGUCGGUUGAAUAUGUCGUUGCUCUAAUCUGAAGAGAAAACAACCGGUCGUCUUUGUUUUUGGUUCCUUUUUAUUCAUCUGCUUUCCAUUGUUGUUGUAUAUGUCGUUGCUCUAAUUAUGUUGUUUUAAAUUCCAUAAUUUUUUUUUGUAUCUAACUCUCUUUGUUAAUCAUUUGUCUCAGGUUAACCAAAUGGGACAAGAUUACAGCUAUUCUCAGCCUUCUUCAUCAUCAAACUCGAUAGACAUGAGCUCCCUUCUUGAAGCUGAAGCUAAGAUGUACGCGGAUGAAGCUGAGAGUCCCUUCUGCAACGCAGAGCCGGAUCAGUUCGCACCUCAACCAGAGGCUGAUGAUGGCAUCCCUACGGCUUGCUACUGCGGUGCGCAGCCUGUUGUGAAAUGCUCUUACACACCUAAGGAUCCAUACCGAAGAUACUUCUCGUGCCCCAAUGUCGAUGAUGGGGGCUGCCACAUAUGGAAAUGGUGGGAUGUGGCUUUAACGGAGGAGCUCAGUGAGGUUCAUAGACAUGUCAGACAGCUGAAGGAUCAAGCUUUUGAGUGUGACCAGAAGCUGCUUAAGCUACAGAAGACGGUGUGUGAGGUGAAGAAGAAAUCUGAGCAUACAAAUGUGGUUGCAUUGGGAGUUUGUGUACUGCUGUCGGCAAUAGUAUUCAUAGGUUUGGCUGCUGUGUACCUGAGUGGAAGAGCGUCCAAGAAGUAAACUAGAUCAACUAGUGAAGCUCAAGAGUGUCUGUUUAAUCAAGGUACGAUUCCCGACCCUCUUUUGUAUUGAUUGUCCCUGCGCAUCAACUAGUAAAGUUCAGUGCUUUAAAAUAUUAUUGUUAGUAUUGAUUGUCCCUGCGCAUAAAUGCACUCUUUUGUAUUGAUUGUUUCAUUUCUACCUUCCUACCGCCUCUGAUAUGAUUGUUUUUAAUGUUUUAGUACUUUGCAAAAGGGUGUUAUAGUUUGAAUUGAUAGUUUUUAAUGUUUUAGUACUUUGCAAAAGGGUGUUAGAGUUUGAAUUGAUAGUUUUUAAUGUUUUACGCCUUCUACCUUACUAACUGCUCGUUUUUAUUGGCCUUAAAUGCAACUAGGUUAGCUCAAUGUUUAAACUCGUCUACUUAAGUCUCUCUGUUGGUAUUAGAGUGACAUAUACCGAUAUUGCAAAUGGAAAAUAAUACACCUUAUAUGAAUCUACUCUUUAGUCAAACUCAGACACCCGUGGACCUUGAUUCACCCGAACCUUUAUGGUUCGGUAGCCAAGGUCCUAGGGAGUCUGUUGUCCCUCCUGUAGUCGAGCCUGUAGUCGAGUCUGGUGGUGAGUCUGGUCUGAGGAGGAAGUGGACUUCGAUGGAGGAUAAGAUCCUUAUUGGUGCUUGGCUUAACACCAGUAAGGAUCCUAUCAUCAGCAAUGAGCAGAAAGCUGGUUCUUUCUGGAGGCGGAUUGUAGAUUACUAUUAAUGUGGGUUAGAGGUAAUGUCUUAAAAUGAAACUAUAAUGCAUUUGAACUUUACUAACCUUUGUCUUAUUUGAUGUGUCAGGUUUAUCUAAGUAGGCAUGUGAAGGAAGUCACGGGUUGAAGUCACGGGUUGGAGUCACGGGUGGAAGUCACGGGUUCUUCUCCCUCACCUAAUGUAUUAUAAGUAGAAUGUAAUGUAGUCUUUAACUUUCUAUCUCGGAGAGGUGUUUUCCUUUAGCCUCUAAACUUGUUUCAUGUUAUUCAAAACUUGUGUUUGUCGGUAAUGUUGUAAUAUUUCAAGGAAGGCAGGAAUCAUUGUUCAAACCUUCUGUAUCUCGGUAAGGUUGUAAUAUGUAUGAAAUGCUUUGUGUCCUCUUGUUCUUACGUUUAACUCAUUGAUGUUGUGUUCAACUCACUAAAAUAUAAGCUCAUGAACUUUUUUGUAUUAAUGUUUAGCUCAUGAACUUUUUUGAAUUAAGCGACUUGAGUAAAAACAUGGCUUAAUAUUUCAAGGUGACAUCAAGACGGAGAAAUUGGGAUUUAUCAUAUCACAAGGUUAGCAAAAGAUCAAACAUAUCAGAAGCAUAUCACAAGGUUAGCAAAUAAGACAAAAGAUCAAACAUAUCACAAGGAAUUUUUAACCAAAUAAGACAAAGGGUAUUAGAAAAAAAUUUAAAAUGAAAUGAUACCAAAAUGAAAUUUGGUAAUACGAUGAUUUGAAAAUGAUAAACUAGAUGAUUAGAAAUUUAAAAUGAAAUGAUACCAAAAAUUUUUUGGUAAUAAGAUGAUUUUAAAAUGAAAAAUUAGAUGAUUAGAAAUAGCAAACAUAUAUGAAAUAAUACCAUAUAUGUAAAAAAAUUUUACAUAUAUAACCAAGAAAAUUUGGUAAUAAGAUGAUUUGAAAAUGAUAAACUAGAUUAUUAGAAAAGAGAAUUUUAAGCUAAACUAAAUUUGGUAAUAAAAUGAUAAAAUGAUAACUUUUUUGUUUUUAAAAUGAUAUAAAAACUAAACUUAAUAUUUUAUUUUUAAAAGGAGGGAAACCUAAAAUGUCAUCAUCAUCAUCAUCCGAUGAAAUCGAUGAGAGAUUGGACGAGGUUGUCGAUGAAAUCGUCGAGGAUGCAUAUAAUGACAUAGUGGAGGCCCAACCGAAUAUGCAAAACACACGGGGUUAUAUUGAACGAGACCGUGAAGGGGGACACACCCGUUUAGUUAAUGACUACUUCAGAGAGAAUGCGACAUACUCGGCACAAUUCAGACGACGUUUCCGCAUGAAUAAGGGUUUAUUCAUGCGUAUUGUCCUUGCCCUCCAGGAGAAGUUUGUAUUCUUUCAACAAAGACCCGAUGCAACCGGGAGGUUAGGUCAUUCUCCGCUACAAAAAUGUACGGCGGCUAUUCGACUGCUUGCUUAUGGUACUGGGGCUGACACGGUAGAUGAAUAUCUCCGACUAGCUGAGACCUCAGCACUUUUGUGUUUACAUAAUUUCACUGACGGAAUUAUACAGUUAUUCGGAGACGAGUAUCUACGAGCACCCACACCGGAUGAUCUUCAACGACUACUCGACAUUGGAGAGAAACGAGGGUUUCCUGGGAUGAUCGGGAGCAUCGACUGUAUGCAUUGGGAGUGGAAAAAUUGCCCGACCGCUUGGAAAGGACAGUACGCCCGUGGAUCAGGAAAACCGACAAUUGUCUUAGAGGCUGUCGCUUCCCAAGAUCUUUGGAUCUGGCACGCGUUUUUUGGACCUCCAGGUACCUUAAACGAUAUUAAUGUCCUCGAUCGAUCUCCUCUUUUUGAUGACAUUUUAGAAGGUCGAGCUCCGCGGGUAAAGUACAUGGUCAACGGACACAUGUAUAAGUUGGCGUACUACCUCACAGACGGUAUAUAUCCAAAAUGGUCAACCUUUAUCCAAUCCAUCUCACUCCCUCAAUCACCAAAACAAGAGUUAUUUGCUAAACAUCAAGAAGCAACCCGAAAAGAUGUGGAGCGGGCUUUUGGAGUAUUACAAGCGCGAUUUGCGAUUGUGAGAAACCCGGCUCUUACGUUGGACAAAGCAAAGAUAGGGAAGAUUAUGAGAGCGUGUAUCAUACUACACAACAUGAUAGUCGAAGAUGAACGGGAUGGAUACAUUCGUUAUGAUAUAUCUGAAUUUGAAGAAG